AUGGCCGCGGACAACGAGGAACACGAGGGCGCCUCCGUCAAGGAGCUUCUCAUCGAGGCCUGCCGGCGCAACAACACCGACCUCUUCAACGAGGUCGUCGCCGACAUCAAGGACGAGGAUGAGCUCUCCCGCAUCCUCAACGAGACCACUACUGUCAUGGGCAACCACCUCUACCACGAAGCCGCUUCGCGGGGUAACUACGAAAUAAUCGACCUCCUCCUAGAUCAACCAAACUUCGAAUGCGACCCCGUCAAUCGCCUCGAGGGUGACACCCCCCUGCAUACCGCCAUCCGCUGGAUCAACUCGGAACCCCCGGCCCAGCGCGAGUUCGGCAACGCCCUCGUCGAGAUGAUGCUCGAGGCCGGCUCCAACCCGCGCGUCAAGAACAAGGGCGGCCUGACGGCCGUACAGCUCGUCGACCCCCGCAACACCGGCCUCCGCGACCUCAUCCAGAAGCACGAGUACGCCUCCCUCAACGCUGGCGACUUCAUCAGCGUCGGCUCCUCCUCGGCCGCGCCCAGCACCAAGGCCCCUGCCGUCCCCAACGCCGCCGCACCCCCCGUGCCGACCGCCCCCGCGCCGGGCUACGUCGACGACGAGAGCGACGAGGACGCUGAGUUUAGCGGGAGCGAUGACGAGGAGCGCGCCGAGUGGGAGCGGAGACGGAAGGAGCGCGCCGCGCGCAAGGGCUGA
Colletotrichum graminicola M1.001 is the source of this 693-nucleotide messenger RNA. RefSeq names its product ankyrin repeat protein. The record is from RefSeq and is a predicted model, not a curated record. Lineage: Eukaryota; Fungi; Ascomycota; Sordariomycetes; Glomerellales; Glomerellaceae. Gene Ontology annotation, molecular function: protein binding. The transcript is spliced from 3 exons. Bases 1 to 693 code for a protein of 230 amino acids.